Salvelinus namaycush (lake trout) is the source of this 3763-nucleotide messenger RNA. RefSeq names its product histidine decarboxylase-like. Gene Ontology annotation, molecular function: pyridoxal phosphate binding; histidine decarboxylase activity. Gene Ontology annotation, biological process: L-histidine catabolic process; histamine biosynthetic process. The transcript is spliced from 12 exons. Bases 1 to 2400 code for a protein of 799 amino acids. The record is from RefSeq and is a predicted model, not a curated record. NCBI's taxonomy places the organism in Eukaryota, Metazoa, Chordata, Actinopteri, Salmoniformes, Salmonidae.
AUGCAGGCAGAGGAAUACAAUCGUAGAGGUAAGGAGAUGGUGGAUUACAUCACUAGGUACCUGACGACCAUCAGAGAGAGGAAGGUGACCCCAGGCCCAGAGGUGAAGCCUGGCUAUAUGAGAGAGCUGCUGCCAGACAGCGCCCCCACUGACCCGGAGGACUGGGACUGUAUCUUCAGGGACAUAGAGAAGGUCAUCAUGCCUGGGGUGGUCCACUGGCAGAGCCCCUACAUGCAUGCGUACUACCCAGCCCUGACCUCCUGGCCCUCUAUGUUAGGAGACAUGUUGGCUGAUGCCAUCAACAACAUCGGAUUCACCUGGGCCUCCAGCCCGGCGUGUACAGAGCUGGAGAUGAACGUGAUGGACUGGUUGUGUAAAGCCCUUGGUCUCCCCACCUUCUUCCUCCAUCACCACCCAGACAGCACCGGGGGAGGAAUACUGCAGAGCACAGUGAGUGAGAGUAGUCUGGUAGCUCUGCUGGCUGCCAGGAAGGCCAGGAUACAGCAGCUGAAGAGGACAGAUCCAGCAGACAGAGACCUGGAUGACUCAGUGGUCAACUCCAGACUGGUGGCCUACGCAUCAGACCAGGCUCACUCCUCAGUGGAGAAGGCAGGUCUGAUCUCCCUGGUGAAGAUCAGGUUCCUCCCUCCAGACGACCACUUCUCCCUGAGAGGAGACACUCUGAAACAGGCCAUCCAGGAGGACAGGAGGAGAGGACUGGUACCUGUCAUGCUGUGUGCUACUCUGGGGACCACGGGGGUGUGCGCCUUCGACGACCUGUCAGAGCUGGGACCAGUGUGUGCAGAGGAAGGUCUGUGGCUGCAUGUGGAUGCAGCGUACGCCGGCUCAGCGUUCCUCUGCCCUGAGCUGAGAGGACCUCUGGGGGGUAUAGAGUACGCUGACUCCUUCGCGUUCAACCCCUCCAAAUGGAUGAUGGUCCACUUCGACUGCACUGCCUUCUGGGUGAAGGACAAGUGCAAGCUCCAACAAACCUUCAGUGUCGACCCGGUCUACCUCAGACACGAAAACUCAGACCAAGCCACCGACUUCAUGCAUUGGCAGAUCCCCCUGAGUCGACGGUUCCGCUCUCUGAAGCUGUGGUUCGUGAUGCGCUCCUUCGGUCUGAAGAACCUUCAGGGACACAUCAGACACGGUGUAGAGAUGGCUAAGCUACUGGAGUCCCUGGUUAGAUGUGACCCUAACUUUGACAUGCCUGCUGAGAGACACCUUGGCUUGGUGGUCUUCUGUCUCAAGGAAGGGAAUGCCCUGACUCAGGAGUUGCUACGGCGACUGACGCGGUCCGGCACCAUGUACCUUGUCCCCGCCGACAUCGAUAAGAAACGCAUCAUCCGCUUCACCGUGACGUCACAGCUGACCACCUCAGAGGACAUCAUCAGGGACUGGAAUAUCAUUCGCAAAAUGGCCGCCGACCUUCUGUCCGAGGAGGCCGAAAAACAGGCGGUCAGUAAAAUGGAGGAGCAGCAGUCUCCAGUCAGAAAAACUGUUGAGAAGCUGUCAGAGACAAACAGUGAUUCGGAGAGUCACACAACAGCAGCAGCAGAGGGAAUGGCUGCCACUCUCAUGACUAGGAAACCAAAGGAGAUUGAAAAGGCCAUCAGUGACACAGAGGAUGAACCACUGAAAACACCCAAAAUGCAAGAGACCGGCCCGACACAGAGCAGCCCCAAGACAGGAUCCAAAGCGCUAGAGGCCAGCCCGACACAGACCAGCCCCAAGACAGGACCCAGAGAGCUAGGGACCAGCCAGGCACAGACCAGCCAGGACCCAGAGACAGGAGCCAGAGACGGCCCUGAGGAGAUCCCCUGUCCUACUGCCUUCAGAGUUCAGAGGGUCCAACCACAGCUCCGCUUGGACAGUGAUAAGACUGGAUUUAGACCGCAACCACCAUUCUGGAUGGAUAAAGAAAAGUCUGGGUCUGAGAACAGGCCAAGGAGGACAGUACGCUCUCUGAGCUGCAGCAGUGAGCCCUUACCUGGUUCCAUUGGGCCCCUGUUUGGCCAUAACACUGACCCCCUUUCUAAGCCUCUCUCUAGCUCUAUCACGGACUCCCAGCAUGGACAUAAAGACCCAGACCUCAUCCACCCCCUAAAUGACACCCAGCUCAGGCGUCUCUCCUCCAGCCCAAGCCCCUCAGGCCUCUUUCAGAUCCCAGAGUGGCCUUCUCCAACCAAUUCCAACCAGCUGGGAAAACGGGUCCUGAGGAAGCUCACCAAGUUCUACAGCUUGCCCAGUUUCUGCCACCUGUGGGUGCAGUGUGGGCGCUACCAGGUGUGCUGCCCUGUCAGGGGACUUCAGAUCGCCCCAAAGCUCAGAUCUCCCCAAAUCCCUGGUCCUCCUCUGGGUGUAGGAGACUCAGCUGUUGGUCUUGUUCCUCUGUGACUACAGUAGAUACCGCUAACUUUCCUGCUCUUCUGUAGCCAAGGUUUGCGCCUGGGUCGUAUUCAUUAGGCACACCGUAGCAAAAUGUUUUGCAAUGGAAAAUGAAAAUGAAUGUUUCUUAUUGUACAAGUUGAGGUAGUCCCACCUUGGUCCAAUCCGUUUUCUUCCAUUUGGUGCCCGAUGCAUACGACCCUGUAGUCUCCCUACCAAAUGUUUCCCACAAACACCUUUGUGAUUUCAGGGUGCAGAGAUGGCAGAGCUCUGAGGUCUUUUAUUUAUUAUGUUUUAUCAGAUAUCAUUUUUUAAGUGACACAGCCACACAUCUCAGAUAGAUACACAAUAUGUCUUUAGUAUUUAUUACAAAAUCAAUCUAUAUUUAUUUAUUUACAAAUGUUCCAUAAAAUGUUCAGUUUUCAAUUUUCAAUUUUUUUCCACUAUAGUCAUAAAAUGUACAUCAGAUGAAUAAUUUGACAGUUAAUUUUAAAAUAAGAGAUUAACAAUUAGACAAUCUGUUUAAAACAAAUCAAUCAUAAGUGUAUCUUUCCAUCACAAAUAGAGUGGUACAUCUCCUGUGUCAUGGGGAUGUAUCCCUUACUGUCCUCCAGGUAGUAUAAUCGAUCCUGCAUCACGGAUGGGUUGAAUCCCUCUUCGGCUAGCUUCACCUUCAUCUGCUUAAACGUUCCAGUCACAGCCAGGGAAUUCUGGGAUUUUUAAAAUAAAAUAAAUUACGUUAAAAUGUCUGUUUUAUGAAUCUUAAUAGUUUGAGAAAAUCUUUAAAAAGGUACAAUCUGGGAUCAGGGAAUCUCUUCAACGUAUCCCAGAUGGAAGCUUUAAGUGCUUUUCAGAUAACAGGUAUCAUGACGAUCAUUGUAAUUUGGACAUUAUUCCCACGGGAUCACCUGUAUGCGUAUGAAGCGGGGUCUAGCGUAGCUGGGCAGGGAGGUCUUGACGUGCUCCAGCGUGGCUUUACUGUCAAACUCCAUGUCAUCUUUCAGUUUGACCGCUGCCAUUCCAACCCUCCCCUCGUGUCCUGUGGGGUACGUCACAAAGCAGGAUCACCAAGAGAGACAGCUGACUUUCAUACAUUUUCAGGGAUUCCCAUUGAUUUUGAAUUCUCCCCCUUUAAUGUCCUGGUCAUUCACAGCCAACAUGAGAAGAACACACUGGGUUAAUAACUACACAAUGAUGUGACUGUGUGUGUUGUAGCUGUGUAGAUGUGUAUUGUUAUAUGUAGCUAUAUAUACUAUGUCAACUGUGUGUAGUGUAUAUAAAACAUUCUAUGAAUAAAACUGUUCUAUAAAAAAGAUAUAUGUUUAAUGAGGUGACUGUAAGUCGCUCUGGAUAAGAGUGUCUGUUAAAUGAA